AUGGUUCAGUACUAUCAAUAUGGCUCGAUCGACCCAAGUCGCUCGAGAUAUUCGACCUGUCAGCAUGUCCAAACGGGCAACGAGCCGACUGUCUACACAUAUGUGCCUCCGCAGCUUCAGCAAACCAUCCAAGUUAGCACAGGCAAUGUAUCCGGGCCUCCUCCUCCUCCACCACCACCUCCUCCUCCAGUUCCUGUUUUGCCUAAUGGCUGCCCGAAUGGAGGACCUCCAGGGACGGCACAGCCUCUUUCUCAGACCAUCCAGCUUGGAGUGACCCAGCAAGUCAUUUCAAAUGGCCAUAUUCAAGCGGGUCAAGCUAUUCAGGUUCCAUAUACCUCUCCAACGCCCCUUCGCGCCACCUACCAGGUCCCAGCAGGUACAGUUCCUUGGGUUGGUCCAACUCGUGCCGAAGUUGACGCACAGAACUUCGCUGUCGCGAGAGCCACUGGUGCAAUGAGGCCUCAGAGUAUGGUGCCUUACCGCCCAGCUGAAGGCCAGCAGUGGUGGUGCCGCGAACUUGACGGCUCCUACACUCUUAGAACGACGAAUGACAUCAUGGAGAACUUGCAGCCCGGAUACUGGGCAUACUCAUCGUCGGGGUAUCCUUAUUUCAUUCGUCAGGCCGCCUAA
Microsporum canis CBS 113480 is the source of this 630-nucleotide messenger RNA. RefSeq lists its product as hypothetical. The transcript has 2 exons. The record is from RefSeq and is a predicted model, not a curated record. Bases 1 to 630 code for a protein of 209 amino acids. Lineage: Eukaryota; Fungi; Ascomycota; Eurotiomycetes; Onygenales; Arthrodermataceae.